AUGGAGAAGACGGAGACUCGUGCGGUCAUAAAAUACCUGACGAAAAAAGGGUUGACCCCAUCUCAAAUCAAAGCUGACAUGGAUGAAGUUUUAGGAGAGUCUGCUCCUUCGUACACCACUGUGAAAAAAUGGACAGCCCUUUUUAAAUCUGGCAGAGAAAGUGUGGAAGAUGACCCUCGCAGCGGACGGCCGUCAACUGCUGUCACUGAAGAAAACAUCGACAAAGUUCACGAUUUGGUAUUAGCAGAUCGCCGUUUGAAAACGCGUGAGAUAGCUGAGACAACAGGCAUCUCUGUCGACCGAGUGCACCACAUCCUAACCGAAGAUUUGGGUAUGACGAAGGUCUCAGCAAGGUGGGUGCCGCAUCUGCUGACCGCCGAGCAAAAACGUGUUCGCACUUUGAUGUCAAAGGAGUGUUUGGACUUCUACCAGAAAAACCCACAGGAUUUCUUGCGUCGGUUUGUGACUACUGACGAAACGUGGAUCUUAAGUCCAAUGUCUCGUUUAAUGGAAGAAUAUGCAAAACAGAGAGACAUUUCACUGGAGAAACUGAAAUUUAUGUUUGAUGGAGAACUGCUGAAGAGUACAGAUACUGCAUUCGAUCUAGAAAUGGAAAACGAUAGUUGUAUUGAUGUUGUUGUAUCUCAAUAA
Molecule: messenger RNA, 651 nt
Organism: Centruroides sculpturatus (bark scorpion)
Lineage: Eukaryota; Metazoa; Arthropoda; Arachnida; Scorpiones; Buthidae
Exons: 2
Coding region: 1-651 (216 amino acids)
Molecular function (GO): protein binding
Source: RefSeq, a predicted model, not a curated record